Molecule: messenger RNA, 303 nt
Organism: Angiostrongylus costaricensis
Lineage: Eukaryota; Metazoa; Nematoda; Chromadorea; Rhabditida; Metastrongylidae
Source: the annotation of a GenBank genome assembly
AUGGACGACGAUUUUGAGGCGAAGAAACUAGUGGAAAUGUGCAGAGUCCGCACAACUCGUGAAGACGGGCCGUCGAUGUAUCCAAGUAAGUAUUAUCAACAGACAAUUGGUCAAUCAGCAACUGACCUGCAUAAAAGUACGUUGCGGAGUGAUGUUACCUCAUUCGGAUCGUGCUUUAUUUCGAAAGAUUCCAUACGAUCUGAUUACGAAGAUCCAUACUGUGAGGACGAAUAUUUGUGGACAAUCGACUCGAAGCGGUCCGGGUCCGAUGAAGAUGAAAAUAUCGAAAGGUUAGCCGAGUAA